UCUUCAAUCCCCGAAUACUGCUAAAGGGAACCUUUGUUGGAAUUAUGGUUGACAUGGGAAUUAAAUCAGUGUCGGACUGAUGUGGGCGUAAGGGAAGCAAUAGAAAUUUCCUGUUUGGAAAAUACGAGUCGUGAGUUGCUGGUCACAUAUUGUGUGAGUUUCUUUUACUCUUUAAGAGUAUCGUUAAGAACGGAGGAGCCAUGCCUUUCCUUCAUGGAUUUCGAAGGAUCAUUUACGAAUAUCAGCCGCUGGUAAAUGUUGUCAUGCGUGUUGUUGGACUGGAAGAAGAAGGAGGCUGCCAAGAGAACAGUCCUGAGGAUGAGACUAGUCGGUGUGGCGCUUUAGUGGAGCUGCUGGAGCGAGAGUCCCAGUCAGAAGUGUUUCUGGAAGGUAUCAGCUAUGCCCUGUUUAAAGUGGCAGAGCGGGGACUAGUGUAUGCAGCUAAAAUACUUCUGCGCUAUGGAGCUUAUAUAAAUUUUGAAGAUCCAGUGUCAUACUACAACCCAUUACAUAUAGCUGUGCUGAGGAACAGGCCAAACAUGGUGAAACUGCUGGUUGGGCAUGAAGCAGACAUUGAAAAGAGGGACAGGAUCCAUGAGAGCAGUCCUUUGGACCUUGCUAGUGAGGAGUCAGAGAGACUGCCCUGUCUGCUCACUUUAUUGGACCUGGGUGCUGACGUUAAUGCGAGAGACAAACAUGGGAAAACGUCUUUGCUCCAUGCAUUAGCAAGCAGCGAUGGACUCACUGUGCACAACACAGAGAACAUCCAGCUUCUACUUGAGAGAGGCGCUGACGUUAAUGCUGCAACUGUAGACGGAGAAACGGUUGAGUCUUCGUUGGUGUUUCUGGUUAAGGAGGCUCUGGAGGCCAGUGUGGAGGAUGCUGCUGAGAUCGGUAACUUCUGCUUGAAAACCACACAGUUACUGCUGGCUCAUGGUGUGGAUCCCAGCUGCUGCCUGAAUGAGGAUGGCGAGCCCUCCCUGACGCAGACAAGCCUGGAGCACUUUGACUUGCUCUUCCCACUGGCUGUGCUCUUAAUCCAGAGUGGAGCCUCUUUGGUUUGCUCGUAUCACGGUGAUUCCUGUUGGUCGGGUUACAGCCUGCUUUUCCAUAGGCUCCAAACAGCCCUGCAGCAUUGCUCUGAUCAAAGUCAUGGCACUGAGCUCUUGGAGCAAGCUGAGGUGUUGCUGGACUUGGCAAGGGUAAACGUCCCCACACUACAUCUCCCACCCAGGCUGGAGCUUCCUGAUCAUGACUCUCACCCUUAUGGUCAGAAUCUUGUAGACCUGCACGACCGUGUAGUAGAGCGUGAAGCAAGCCCACCACCUCUGCGAUGCCUUUGUAGAGCGUUCAUAAGGGGCUACCUCCAACCCUGGCCACUGCAAGACAAAGUCAAAGCACUGCCCCUGCCAGACAGACUAAAAGACUUUCUUCUUCCUGAGAACACAUACACCCCAAAGCCAGGCUGGGCCUGCUUUAAACCCCAGCAGAGCCAGCAGUAAUAUUAACCACUGAAUAGUUUCUUUGCUAUCAAUAAUCUAAAGUGAUAGAAUGAGCUUACUUGUAGUAUUUUAUGUACAAUAACCCUCCAUUUCUCCAUAAAUUAAGCUAAACAUCUAACAUACCAAGGAGGCCUUUGCUCUUUACUUAUUGUUUGUGCCAAAUCUACAAACAGACGUGUAUUUGUUUACUUUAGGAUACAAAAUUCUCUUUGUACAAAGCAGUCUUUGGUGUGUGACAAAAUUGUCUUUGUUAGGCUUUAAUUGUGACCCAUAUAACUGCAUAAAGAAAGUUGCAGUACUCAAUAAAAGCCACCAGAUGGCAAUGAUGCACUUGAUCAAAAGUAGCUCACAUGAGAUUUAGUUAUUCACUAUACAGCCUAUUAAAAAUGAUCCAGCUGAGUGGGGUCCAUCUAUUAUUUAUAUCCUCAAUGUGAUGUUGGUGUAUUGUGGAAUCUGUUGAUCUUUUUGUGUAAAGUGAAGGUAGAAUAAUAAAAAAUGUGUUUCACCAA
This is a messenger RNA of Melanotaenia boesemani (Boeseman's rainbowfish), 2011 nucleotides long. It is a transcript of the gene asb6, whose product is annotated as ankyrin repeat and SOCS box containing 6. Gene Ontology annotation, biological process: protein ubiquitination; intracellular signal transduction. The record is from RefSeq and is a predicted model, not a curated record. The transcript has 7 exons. Gene Ontology annotation, cellular component: BRCA1-BARD1 complex. Gene Ontology annotation, molecular function: protein binding. NCBI's taxonomy places the organism in Eukaryota, Metazoa, Chordata, Actinopteri, Atheriniformes, Melanotaeniidae. Bases 201 to 1502 code for a protein of 433 amino acids.